CCAUAAGAGGUUUAAAAAAGGGACCUCCUCCUCUUGCAAUGCAAAGCAACUAAGUAAUAAUGCUAAGCGAAGCCUCUCUCUCUCUCUCUCUCGCUCUCUCCUCUUGUUUUUGAUUUGUUCAAUGUUUAAUUUCUUGGUAUUUUUAAUGUUUGAGGGAUUUAUGUGCAAGGAGUGGGCAAAGGAGUGAACUUUUUUUUGAGAAAGAGUGGAUUUUAAAUUUAUUUUGUCUUGUUUUGUUGUUAAUUUUUGAGUUUUCUGAGUCUUAAAAUGGCUAAAAAGGUGAGCUUUUUGGACCAAAAAAAGAAUGUUUUAGGGAGUUGUUGAAGUUAUUUUGAUUUGUUUUAUUGUUAAUUAUUGAGGUUUAAGUCCAAAGAGGGUCAAAAAAAAGGAAAAAAGUGAGCUUUUUUGAGGUUAUUUUGAUUUUUGAGGAUCCAAUUAAGUAGAAAGAGAUAGAAAAGGAUUGAGCUUCUUUUUUUUUUUUAGCAGGGAAUUAAUGGUUUUUUCUUGGGUUUUUAAGUUGAAAGAGGUAAAAAAGAAGUGAGCUUUUUUAACAAUGAUUUUCCUUUUUCUUUUGUUGUUAAUCCUCGAAUACUCAUUGCUAUUUAGAAAGAGAAUUUGAAAAGCAAGGAGUGGAUUCUGAGUUUCUUGUGUUGAGAGAUGUGAUCUUUUCCUCUAUAUUUGGGUAAUAUUUUUUUAAAAAAAACAAAAAUCUUUCCCUCAAAAUACCAACGAAGGAGAUCAAAAUGCCCCUCUUUUCAUUUCUUUUUUUAAAAAAAAUCAUAGUCAUGCACUAGAACUCCUCUUCAAGCAGCUGUUAGAAGUGUUCUUCUUUCAAUGAUCCUUCUUACUGUUCCUUUUCUCAUUUGAUUCUUUUAUAUAUAUAUAUAUGUAGUUAGAUGUUACAAGUAAUGAUAAUGAUGAUGAUGAUGAUGAUGAUGAUGAUGAUGGUUCUUUGAUCCAAAUGCGAAAUCCAAUCCCCUGUGAACUCCUCAUCCUCCUCUCCCUGCUCUUCUCCUCCUCGUCCGGCGCGGAAUUCCCGCAGUGCAACUGUGACGGCGACGGCGGCAGCGGCUGGCCCGCCGUCGAGGCGAUCCUCCGGUGGCAGAAGGCGAGCGACUUCCUGAUCGCCGCGGCCUACUUCUCCAUCCCGCUCGAACUGCUCUACUUCGUGACGUGCUCCAGCCUCUUCCCCUUCAAAUGGAUCCUCCUGCAGUUCACCUCCUUCAUCGUCCUCUGCGGCCUCACCCACCUGCUCAGCGUCUUCACCUACGAGCCGCACUCGUUCGUCCUCGCGCUCGGCGUCACCGUCUCCAAGUUCUUCACCGCGUUGGUCUCGUUCCUGACGGCCGUCACGUUCCUGACCCUGAUCCCGCAGCUGCUCCGCGUGAAGGUCAGGGAGAGCUUCCUGCGGCUGAAGGCCCGCGAGCUCGGCCGCGAGGUCGGCCUCAUGAAGCGCCAGGAGGAGGCCGGCUGGCACGUCAGGAUGCUCACCCGCCAGAUCCGCAAGUCCCUCGACCGCCACACCAUCCUCUACACCACCCUCGUCGAGCUCUCCAGGACUCUCGCCCUCCGCAACUGCGCCGUCUGGAUGCCCGACCACGCCGCCGCCGCCAUGACCCUCACCCACCAGCUGCCGCCGCCGGGCACGAGGAAUUCUGCCGUGCUUUCCAUUCCGAUGGACGACCCGGAAGUCGCGCGCGUCAGGAGCACCGACGGCGCCAAGGUGCUCAAUUCCAAGUCCUCGCUUGGCUGCUCUAGCGGCGGAGAUGAAUUCGAAUUCGGCGCGGUCGCCGCCAUCCGAAUGCCGAUGCUCAAAGUCUCCGACUUCGAGGGGGGCGCGCCGGAGGUGAUCGAGGCGUGCUACGCGAUACUGGUGCUGGCCCUUCCGAGAGACGGCGCGAGGGCCUGGAGCCCGAGCGAGCUGGAGCUCGUCGCGGUCGUGGCCGAUCAGGUCGCGGUGGCUCUGUCCCAUGCCUCCGUCCUCGAGGAAUCCCAAUCCAUGAGGGACAAGCUGGAGCAGCGGAACAGGGUUCUGCUUCGCGCGAAGCGGAAUCUGUCCAUGGCCAACGAGGCGAGGAAUGCGUUCCAACGGGCCAUGAGCCGAGGAAUGCGAAUGCCGAUCCACUCGAUCCUCAGCCUACUGUCCGUAAUGCAGGAGGAAGAGAAUUUGGGCCCCGAGCAGCGGCUCGCGAUCGAGGCCACCGCGAGGGCGGGGAGCGUGGUCUCGACUCUGAUCAACGAUGCCAUGGAAAUCUCGGUCGCGAACAGGGAGCAGUUUGCUUUAGAAAUGAGCCCCUUUCGGCUCAAAUCGCUGGUCAAAGAAGCCGCCAGCGUCGCGAGGUGUCUGUGUGAUUCUAGGGGGUUCGGUUUCGGCGUUCGAGUCGAGAAUUCGAUCUCCGAGCGAGUUGUGGGCGACGAGAGGAGGAUUUUUCAUGUCAUACUGCAUAUGCUUGGUAGUCUUUUGCAUUCGCGCGAGGAAGGGUUUCUAACAUUUAGGGUCUAUACCGACAGAGAAGCCGAAGAAUUGCAGGGUCGGAGAUGGGCUCAGCUGAGGACGAACCUUUCCGGCGGGUAUGCGAUUGUGAAAUUCGAGAUCGGGGUUAGAAGACCGCAAAAUUCUGAUUCGGUCCCUCCGAUUCCGCUCGCGAAGCCCCCGAACAGCGAGGGGUUUGAUAUGGGCCUCAGCUUCAGUAUGUGCAAAAAGCUUGUGCAGCUAAUGCAGGGAGACAUCUGCGCAGUUUUAAACUCCCACGGCCAACCCGAGAGCAUGACUCUCGUCCUUCGCUUCCAACUUCGAACCGCCGCUUCUGUCGAUCGCCACCGUUCGUCAGCAUCCUCCUCCUCUCUCGUCAAGGGCCUCAGAGUCCUUCUAACCGACGAGGACGGCGUCAACCGAACCGUAACGCGAAAGCUCCUCGAGAAACUGGGCUGCUUCGUCUGUACCGCCGCGUCAGCAGCUGAGUGCUUGAGUGUUCUCGGCGCGUCCAUCGCGCCAUUCCAGCUCGUUAUUCUCGACCUCGACUUGAAUCAGAUCAGCGGGCUCGAAUUGGGUUUGGCGAUUCGGAAGCUUCGAAGCGGGUCUUGGCCGCUGAUUGUGGGUCUGACGGCGGGUGCGAAGGAAGAUGCGUGGGAGAAAUGCAUUCAGUCGGGGAUGAGCGGUCUGAUUCGGAAACCGGUUUUGCUCAGAGCAGUGAAAGAAGAGCUCAUCAGGGUUCUUCAAAACACAUAGAUCAGCAAAUGUUUCUGGUUCAUCGAAUCGAUUUUCGGCGAUUAUUUCGUGUACAAAAAGAAUAGUGGGGACUUUUUUUGCUUUUCGGUGGGCCGAGGGUUUGGUAUGAUAAAAGUUUCCUUUGCUAGUGUUACGCAAUUUUUAGUGUUCGAGUAAUCGAUGUGUUAUUGUUCAAUUCACUAGUUAUAUAAUUGAGAAUCUAUGUUCUUUUGCGUAGCAGUUUUGGUUCUGAA
This is a messenger RNA of Ananas comosus (pineapple), 3462 nucleotides long. RefSeq names its product ethylene receptor 3-like. Gene Ontology annotation, biological process: response to ethylene; phosphorelay signal transduction system. Gene Ontology annotation, molecular function: ethylene binding; phosphorelay sensor kinase activity; ethylene receptor activity. The coding region runs from base 962 to 3229 and encodes 755 amino acids. NCBI's taxonomy places the organism in Eukaryota, Viridiplantae, Streptophyta, Magnoliopsida, Poales, Bromeliaceae. The record is from RefSeq and is a predicted model, not a curated record. Gene Ontology annotation, cellular component: endoplasmic reticulum membrane; endoplasmic reticulum. The transcript is spliced from 2 exons.